Molecule: messenger RNA, 3237 nt
Organism: Moesziomyces aphidis
Lineage: Eukaryota; Fungi; Basidiomycota; Ustilaginomycetes; Ustilaginales; Ustilaginaceae
Source: the annotation of a GenBank genome assembly
AUGCUCGCCACGCUCUUUCGUCACGGACGGGCGAUCCGUCGUCUCGACUCUCUCAACUCAAGCCCUUCUGCUGUACUGAACAACAUCAAGCUGAGCAGGAGCUGUGCAGGAGCUGAGCCGGCGUUGGCAGCCAAAGGCAGCCAAAAGCAGAGCAAGGCUAAAGCUUGCAUGCGCAUCCGAAGCCAAUGUGUCACCCUCGCCACGAAUGAAUUUGCACUUUCCACAGUCACAUCCGCCAAAAGCUUGCAGCGCGGCACUAUCAGGCCAUCACCGAGAGAAGAGAGGGUGACAAAAGCCGGCGCCGCCCCCACCACACCUCCUUGCUGCCGCUCUCCGCUCUGCACGGAAUUCUUCCACUGCGAGGUCGCGACGCUUCGCAACGCUUUGGUUCAGACAACAAAGCCGUUCAGCUCGGUGGCAUCCCGCUGUGCGAAUCCGCGACUUCCUCUUGCUCGACUGACCCGACGCGGUAAAACGGCCGGCUCGAGCGUCACGCAGAUUUCCCACUUUCACCGACCGACCGUGCAUUUCGCGCCUCUCUCCCGCUCGCUUUCUCUCUCGCCCGCUCUUGGAGUCGAGGCAAUUUUUCCAAGAGCCAGCCAGCCAGCCUCGUCCCUCUCUGCAUGGAACAUUCGAGCUGCUCGUCCGACUCGGUCUCCCUCUCGCAUCGCAUACGCCGCCCUCGCCGCCAGUGCGCACUCGGCUCGAGCAGACGACGACGACACCGCGGCCUGGCACCACCCGCGCUGUGGCUUCCUCCGACACCGCUUGGCACUACGAAGCCACUCCAACCAGCGCGCACAACCUGACGACCAAAACCCUCCCCCGGCUGAGGCCAGUCAACAAGUCACCAUGGUGCGAUCCGUCACCUUCGAGAUCCGCUGGCAUGACACCCAGCCCAUCUACAGCUGCUCCUUCCAGCCCAUCCCCGCCAACCACCUCCGGCGUGUGCUCGACCACAACAUGGGUCAAGCAGCCGGCAUGGCGCCAGGGAAGGGCCUCUCCGAGCUCGACUCGUCCGCCGCAGCCGCCAUGACGUCCACCUCGUCCUCGCACGCCUCGGCAUCCACAUCCGCCGCCUCGUCUUCCAAGCUCGCCCAUCCGCCCGUCAUGGCCGGCGGGCAGAGUUGGAGGCUCGCAACCGCCGGAGGCGACAACAACGCACGCGUCUGGAUGGUGCAUCCCAACAUCCCUUCGCCCGCUGCCAUCGCCAGCGCCGCGGCCGUCUCGGGCUCCACCGUCGUCGCCCCGCAUCCGCCGCGCGUCGAGUAUCUCGCCACGCUUCAGCGCCAUUCGGGCGUCGUCAACGUGGUGCGCUUCUGUCCCAAGGGCGAGCUGCUCGCCACCGCCGGCGACGACGGCAACGUGCUCUUCUGGGUGCCCAGCGACCGCAGCAAACCCAGCUUCGGCGACGUCUCCACCAACCUCGAAGGCGAGACGCAGUUCGAAAAGGAGUUCUGGCGCGUCAAGCUCAUGUGCCGUGCCACCCAGCAGGAGCUCUACGACAUGGCUUGGAGCCCCAACGGCGAGACGCUCGCCGUCGGCGGCACCGACUUUGUGGCGCGCAUCAUAAACGUCCAGGACGGCCACGUCAUCCGCGAAAUCUCGGAACACAACCACUACGUCCAGGGCAUCGCCUGGGACCCGCUCAACGAAUUCAUCGCCACGCAGAGCAGCGACCGCUCCGUCCACGUCCACAAUCUGCAGACGCGACGACACGGCGACCACGCCCAUGGCCAUGCCACCGGCACGGACGGCGUCGCCUCGUCGCAGCUCGUGAGCAAGAACGCCAAGCUCGAUCUGCAUCGUCGCAACGGCAGCUCUGGCGGUCUGCCCGCAGCGGCGUCCGCGGCAUCGGCGGCGGCGGCAGCGGCGGCUCACGACCACAUGCUGCCCGUGCCUGCCGGUUUGGCAAGCAGCGAUGCCGGCCGCCGAGGCAGCAGCGUCAGCCGCUCGGGCUCGCGCACGCGCAGCAUCCGAUCGCCCUCGCCUAUCCCGCCGCUGCCUGCCAUCCGCGCACCGCCGUCGCCCAAGCAGCGCAUGCAGGCCGCGGCGGCCUCCGGCCUGGGUGGUCCGCUCGCCAAGGCGUCGAUGCGGCUGUAUGGAGACGAGAACUUUAGCGGCUUCUUCCGGCGUCUGUCGUUCAGUCCGGAUGGUGGGCUGCUCGUCACGCCCAGUGGACUGUUUGACCCGCCGCCGCCGCCGGCUUCGCCCACGGUGAGUCUGUCGCCGCGGAAGAGCCCCGCGACGCUCAACCCCGCCACGGUUGCUGGAGGGGCUCAGCCGGCGCCGACGGCGGGUGCACAGACAGGCGGCGCGAACAAGAGCGCCGUGUACCUGUAUGCGCGCGGCAACCUGACGCGCUCCAAUGCGCCCAUCGCCGUGCUGCCGGGCCACAAGACGGCGACGCUGGUGGUGCGCUUUUCGCCGAUUCUGUAUGAGCUGCGCCGCACGCCGCGCGCCGGCUCGGGCGCAGCAGCCGGAGACGACGAGGGGAUCGCGCCGCAUCCGACCAUCCCGCUCGAGGCGGGCAAGCAGAAGACGGUGUCGCUGCGCACCGAGGCGGCGAUGGCGGGUUCGCCUCCGCCGAGCGGCGUGAGUGGCGCGGGUAAGGCGUCUCCGCCCGUGUCGCGGCAGGAUGCGCGUUCGCCGCCGCGCGGGAUCAGCGUGAUUGGGCUGCCGUACCGCAUGGUGUAUGCGGUGGCGACGCAGGACAGCGUGUGGAUCUACGACACGCAGCAGACGGGGCCGAUUUGCUGCUUCAGCAACAUGCACUAUGCCAGCUUUACCGAUCUGAGCUGGUCGCCGGACGGACAGACGCUCAUGAUGUCGUCGACGGAUGGGUACUGUUCGGUGGUGGUGUUUGACUAUGCCGAGUUGGGGGUGCCGUAUGCGUUUGCGGCACAGCCGGCGUUGAAGGCUCCUGCGCCGGGAGUGCCUGCGCCGGCGCAUAUUGCCGAGGGAAAGACGACGGGCUCGGCGCCGAGCACGCCCAAGAUUACGAGUCCGGCACAGCUGGUGUCGGUGCCGGUGCAGGCGGCGGGGUCGGCGGCAGAGGCGUAUGCCAGCGCCAUUGGCGGUACGGCGACAGCGACGACAUCGGCUCCAGCGGUGGCGUCCGGGGCGGGGUUGGGAUUGGCGAUUCCAUCAGCUGCGGGAGCGGACACGGGAGCGGACGAGGCACCCAAGAAGAAACGCCGCAUCGCACUCACACUCGAACGUCCGCUCGGGUCGUAA